UAUCCCCAUGAACAUCCAAAGCAAGCAUAGCAGAGAAAAACCCACUUCCAUUAAUGGGUUGCUGAAUUCCCGAGUCUAUACAGUUCCCUUUUACAUAUUUGCGUACCAUCAUCUCUCCAUUCAAAUCUUAGUCUGGUGGCUUUAGAUGGGAAACAUUAUUCGCAGAGUUGGUCUUCUCAGUACUGUUGGCGCUGGAGAGGAUGAACCUUUCCAUUAUCAGCUAGGAAGAAAAGUCUUCGUUGACUUGACAGAAAGAAAGUUUGAGCAAAACCGUAGUGGAAAGUUGAUUACGAAGUGGAUCAUGUCAUACACCGUAGAUGUUUCAACUUGUAGCUUCACUCUAUCGAUAAGCAAGGAGGAUGGAGUUGCCAAGGGUUUACUGUUACAACUCCUCAAUGUAAUACCGGAUGGAAUUGGACAAUUUUCAAAUUACAAGUUUGAUUUGGAUGUACAAACAGUCACCGAAUCAGAUGCUCUGGCAAAUCCCAACUUUAAUUUCAGUAGCUAUGAUGGAACGACUACAACAACUAUAAAAACUAUUGAGUAUGGCAAGCAGAUUCAUGGAGGCAGCGUUACGACCACAUAUGUUUUUUUGUUUGGGAGUGUAGACAGAGGGUGUCUUGUUGUUCUGGAAAAUAAGAGAAAGAUUGAGGAAGAAGGACCUUAUGCAGUGACUCUGGCACACUAUAUUAUUACCAGUGCUGGUAUUAAUCAUUAUUCUGGAACUAGAUUAGAUGUUGGUCUUUCUGUAGUAGUAAAGAUUGGAGCUUCCAAUGGGAAUUUGGAUAUAACGGUGGAGGGCCCUGACCAACACCCUCCUCAUGGAUUACGUUACCUGUUUGGUGAAGCCCUUAGAACCAGGAUGUGGAAGCCUAGCAUGUGUCCUCAUUGUUAUCAUAAAUUGAGGGGUAAAAUGUUUUGGCAGUCUGACAGUGAAGACAGUGAUAGUGUUUCCAUUCCACUGCCACGUGCCACUCCGAGAAAUGCAAGAGGGGUCUCCAAUGGUGGAAGGUUCAAGGGAAAUGGUAAUGGUAAUAUCUAUGAAGGCAAUGUUAUGGUUUUCAAAAGAAGAUGAUAACAGUUAUUCAACUCAAGACAAGACAAGACAAUCUUGGGAGAAGAUUUGUGUUUUCUUUUUGUUAGCGGACAAGAAUUUGUCUCUGGUUCGAUAUUAUGUAGAAUCCAAAUGUAACCUGCUUGCUCUUUUUAUUUUCUUUCUGAAUAAUAAAUUUCCGUGUUGUGUAUGA
Messenger RNA from Vigna angularis (adzuki bean), 1247 nucleotides. RefSeq lists its product as uncharacterized. Lineage: Eukaryota; Viridiplantae; Streptophyta; Magnoliopsida; Fabales; Fabaceae. The transcript has a single exon. Bases 146 to 1075 code for a protein of 309 amino acids. The record is from RefSeq and is a predicted model, not a curated record.